Molecule: messenger RNA, 1464 nt
Organism: Haliotis rufescens (red abalone)
Lineage: Eukaryota; Metazoa; Mollusca; Gastropoda; Lepetellida; Haliotidae
Product: extensin-like
Exons: 1
Coding region: 1-1464 (487 amino acids)
Source: RefSeq, a predicted model, not a curated record
AUGUACCCUCUCCCCGUCUACUCCCACCAAGACAUCUCAUGUACCCUCUCCCCGUCUACUCCCACCAAGACAUCUCAUCUACCCCUCCCCGUCUACUCUCAACAAGACAUCUCAUGUACCCGCUCCCCGUCUACUCUCACCAAGCCAUCUCAUGCACCCUCUCCCCGUCUACUCCCACCAAGACAUCUCAUGUACCCCUCCCCGUCUACUCCCACCAAGACAUCUCAUGUACCCUCUCCCCGUCUACUCCCACCAAGACAUCUCAUGCACCCUCUCCCCGUCUACUCCGUCCAAGACAUCUCAUGUACCCUCUCCCCGUCUACUCCCACCAAGACAUCUCAUGCACCCUCUCCCCGUCUACUCUCACCGAGACAUCUCAUGCACCCUUUCCCUGUCUACUCCCACCAAGACAUCUCAUGCACCCUCUCCCGUCUACUCCCACCAAGACAUCUCAUGCACCCCUCCCCGUCUUCUCCCACCAAGACAUCUCAUGUACCCCUCCCCGUCUACUCCCUCCAAGACAUCUCAUGUACCCUCUCCCCGUCUACUCCCUCCAAGACAUCUCAUGUACCCUCUCCCCGUCUACUCCCUCCAAGACAUCUCAUGUACCCCUCCCCGUCUACUCCCUCCAAGACAUCUCAUGCACCCCCUCCCCGUCUACUCCUAGACAAGACAUCUCAUGUACCCUCUCCCCGUCUACUCCCACCAAGACAUCUCAUGCACCCUCUCCCGUCUACUCCCUCCAAGACAUCUCAUGUACCCUCUCCCCGUCUACUCCCACCAAGACAUCUCAUGUACCCUCUCCCCGUCUACUCCCACCAAGACAUCUCAUGUACCCUCUCCCCGUCUACUCCCACCAAGACAUCUCAUGCACCCUCUCCCUGUCUACUCCCACCAAGACAUCUCAUGUACCCCUCCCCGUCUACUCCCACCAAGACAUCUCAUGUACCCUCUCCCCGUCUACUCCCACCAAGACAUCUCAUGCACCCUCUCCCCGUCUACUCCCACCAAGACAUCUCAUGUACCCUCUCCCCGUCUACUCCCACCAAGACAUCUCAUGUACCCUCUCCCUGUCUACUCCCACCAAGACAUCUCAUGUACCCUCUCCCCGUCUACUCCCACCAAGACAUCUCAUGCACCCUCUCCCUGUCUACUCCCACCAAGACAUCUCAUGUACCCCUCCCCGUCUACUCCCACCAAGACAUCUCAUGUACCCUCUCCCCGUCUACUCCCACCAAGACAUCUCAUGUACCCUCUCCCCGUCUACUCCCACCAAGACAUCUCAUGCACCCUCUCCCCGUCUACUCCCACCAAGACAUCUCAUGGACCCUCUCCCGUCUACUCCCACCAAGACAUCGCAUGUACCCCUACCCGUCUACUCCCACCAAGACAUCUCAUGUACCCUCUCCCGUCUACUCUCACCAAGACAUCUCAUGUACCCUCUCCCCGUCUACUCUCACCUAG